AUGAGCCCUCCUUCUCCCAAGAAGAAGAACGGCGGCAAUGGUUCUGGACCACGACAGAUUCGUUUCGUCGCCACCGACGGCCAGCCGCAGACCAAGCGCCGCCGCGUCAACGCCGCCUGCUUGACUUGUCGCCGGCGCAAGAUACGCUGCUCGGGAGAACAGCCAGUGUGCAAAACAUGCUCCGACUAUAAGCAUGUGUGCCUCGGGUACAGCGAAUCUACCGCCCACCUGCGAUCGCAAUCCGAUUCCACCUCUCGACCGCCCGACCCGCCUUUCGGCCAACGUGAUCCCAAUAGUCAACAUUUAAGGGCGGUGGAGAGCUCUUCGCCAGAGGCUCCACCGAGAUCAGCCCCCGGAUCGAACCCGAAUCGGUCCCCGCAAAUACUCAAACACUUCGAGAACAAAGAUGCCUCUUUGUUAAGAGAUAACUCGGCGCGUACAAAUAAAGAAACCGAUUCUCAGCUGGUUGUCGACACCCCAGAAAGUAGUCGAACCUCUUUGAGCUCCGGGAACCGCACACAUGUACCGUAUUUCAGGUAUUUCGGGCCCACGGCUAUUGUGCCCGGCUUCAAGCAGAUGGUUGGUUUGCCCGUCUCAAGUCUAGCACUGCCUGAUUCUCUCUCGCCGCUUCGAAGCCCGAAACCGUCUGAUGGCCCUUUUGGCCUGUCGGCCGCAGCGACAGAGCAUCGUGACAGUCGCGACAGCCGCGAUAGUCGCGAGUCCAACUCGAUUCCGUUUUACGAUCGUGACGAUACUCUCCCAGUUCCCAACCUUGUUUCCCAUCUAAGCGAUCUUUUUUUUACGCAUCUUGGCUGCAGUUUUCCCUUCUUACAACGAGAGCGUUUUAUGCAAGACUUGAAGGGAAAAAAGGUCGACACCAUGUUGGUAGACGCGGUCUGUGCAUUGGCUGCCAGAUUCUCCCCUCAUCCGUUGCUGGGACCUGCUCAAGCACCACCAAUUGAUCACUCACAGUUGCCACCGGACCCUAAAUUCUGGGACCGGGGUUUACCUUUCGCUCAGCGAGCAACGAGUGCGCUUGUCGAUUCUCUCUCGUGUCCAACUCUCUCAGGUGUUCAAGCUUGUCUACUGCUAGCGUAUGAGCAGUUCGGAUCUAAUCGUGAUAGUGGUCUUUGGAUGUACCUCGGUAUCUCCAUUAGAAUGGCCCAAGACCUUGGCCUCCAGAAGUACCAGGGCUUGAAGCACAACUAUGGCCAAAAGGGCGUAACACCCAGUUCAGUGAUGACUGGUCAGGCUGGAAAAUGGAGAGAUGAUCAGUACGAUGAUUUUGAUGUUUACCAAAGUCCAAAGACCGUUCCGCCUGCUCUCGACACGGAACGAGCAAUCGAACGGGAGCGAGUGGAUUCCUUCUGGAGCAUAUUCUUCCUGGACAGAGUUAUCUCGUCUGGUACAGGACGGCCCGUGACGCUGCGCGACGAAGAUAUCGAGCUAUGCUUCCCCCUUCAGUCAGAAUCACAAUUGCCCAAUGGAUGGCCCGCGCCAUUCCCACCCCUCAUUCGAAUUAUUCAUCUUUACGGCCGAGUCACGGAUCUAAUCAAUGGCAUCCAAGAUGUCCACCAUGUCACUCCUGAUACGCUAAAGAGACUCGCAAGCAUGGAAAGCGACCUGACCGGCAUCUAUCAAAGGUUGUCGCCAAAGCUCCAUUUCAACGCUGCAAACUUCCAAGCAUACGUCAAGGCCAAAGAAGGAACCAACUUUAUCUUGUUACACUUCUGGUUCCACACACUAAUUGUGCUCCUUCACCAGCCAACACUGUUGCACUCCUUCGGUGGAUCAAUACAGCAUCUCUAUCCUAACAGUCGUGAACUAUCGAUGUCUUCAGCUAAGACGAUCGCCGAUAUUCUUUCGUUCUCGGAGCUGGUAGAUGGGAAGAGCUUCAUCGGCAACCCCUUCACAAGUCAACCUAUGUACAUUGCAGCAUGCGCCUUCCUGAUGGAGAGUGCAUACUAUUCUUCACCAUCAUCCAGAGGCGCCUCACCUCCAUCCCAAUCACUUUUAUCAGGUCAAUCCAGCGGUUUUGUGAUGCCCAACAUGGAGUCAUCUCACAGUUCAGAGCGAAAGUCUAAUGCCAGGCACAUUCUUCUCGCUUCUGCUGCCAAGGAGAACUAUCAGCGUUGUUACAAGGCGUUGAAGGCACUGGACGCCUACUGGGAGGGUACCCGAUACAUAUUGACUGUGCUCGAUCAGAAGGCCAAGGGAAUUGUUGACCCACUUCUUUACACGGAAGAAGAUAUGGAAAACACGACAGGUCUGGAUCCUGUACAACAAUUUGCUCCUGGUGGGUGGCCUGGGUCCAAGUCUUCGAACUCUACUCAGAGCUUUGAAAGGCCUCCAGGUGUGGCUGACAUUCCAUCAGAUGGAAAAUGGUCACCGAAAAUUGACCCAAGCCAAGCAAUUGGAUGGGCACUUACUGGAGCCACAAAUUCCUCACAGCCAAACUUGAGUUUACUUUAUCAAAUGCCCACGGCCACACAAACAAACCCCACCCCGGAUAGGCCAACCUACUCUUCCCAAUACAGCCACAGCUACCCACCAUUACAUGCACAAAACAAUGCUGCGCCAGGCUCCAAUCCUUCCUUUGCGCAAACAGUCACCCAUGAUGACAGCAUGUCAUCAUCUCUCGCUCCUAAAUUUCCCAGCAUGCCACCUCGAACAAUCAGCGCCAACUCACCCUACUUCCUCCCGAUGGGCUCUGCAUUUCCCGAAUCAAGCUCACGUGUCUCAGAGAGAGCCCACCCAUACGAUCAAACUCUCCCAUCCGCAUAUCAUUACGAUGUAUCAUCUACCGAGCCACACACUGGCGGUGGGGUGGUCUCUCAAGGCGAGAUUCACCCCGGUAUGCAUACGGAUAAUAAUGGCAUGAUGAUCGAAAGCCACGACGUCGACAUGAACUCCCUUCACCAACCAGAUUCGUUCCCCUUCUCCAACGGCGAGAUUCUUCCGUGGCUAGAAUAUCUGCCACAGGAUGUUCUCAGCCUUUUCGGCGAACCUCAAAAUUAUCCGCUCAUGAGCCCUGAGGAUACCACACCGCGGCCUCAAUAA
Molecule: messenger RNA, 3060 nt
Organism: Penicillium maclennaniae
Lineage: Eukaryota; Fungi; Ascomycota; Eurotiomycetes; Eurotiales; Aspergillaceae
Product: Zn(II)2Cys6 transcription factor
Exons: 6
Coding region: 1-3060 (1019 amino acids)
Biological process (GO): DNA-templated transcription; regulation of DNA-templated transcription
Molecular function (GO): DNA binding; zinc ion binding; DNA-binding transcription factor activity, RNA polymerase II-specific
Source: RefSeq, a predicted model, not a curated record